This is a messenger RNA of Lotus japonicus, 1137 nucleotides long. RefSeq names its product GDSL esterase/lipase EXL3-like. The transcript has 5 exons. Lineage: Eukaryota; Viridiplantae; Streptophyta; Magnoliopsida; Fabales; Fabaceae. The record is from RefSeq and is a predicted model, not a curated record. Gene Ontology annotation, molecular function: lipase activity. Bases 1 to 1101 code for a protein of 366 amino acids. Gene Ontology annotation, biological process: lipid metabolic process. Gene Ontology annotation, cellular component: extracellular region.
AUGAAGUUUUCCUCUCAAGUGCUUUUUUCUCAGUUGCCUGUUGUCAUUCUUUGGUAUCUCGCCAUAGCUAUCAGCUCUCAACGAUAUGGUUAUGCUAUCAGCCUACCACAUUUUGAAAAUGUACCAGCAGUCAUUGUGUUUGGGGACUCUAUAGUUGAUACAGGCAACAACAACUACAUCACCACCCAAGUUAAGUGCAAUUUCUUACCUUAUGGUAGAGACUUUGGUGGAGGAAAUCAACCAACUGGAAGGUUCAGCAAUGGUUUAGUCCCCUCAGACAUCAUAGCUGCAAAAUUUGGAAUCAAAAAGCUUUUGCCGCCUUAUCUUGAUCCAAAUUUGCAACUUCAAGAUCUCCUCACAGGUGUAAGCUUUGCCUCCGGUGGUGCUGGAUAUGAUCCUCUAACUUCUGAAUUAACAUCUGUGAUAUCACUAUCAGAUCAAUUGGACAUGUUCAGGGAGUACAAACAGAAGAUAAAGGAAGCAGUUGGAGAGAACAGAACAACAGCAAUAAUAUCUCAGAGCAUAUACAUAGUGUGCAUGGGAAGUGAUGACAUUGCCAACACUUACACUCAAUCACCAAUUACGCGAGUACGCUUUGAUAUUCCAUCUUACACGGACUUAAUGGCUUCACAAGCCUCAAACUUCUUACAGGAGCUUUAUAGAUUAGGAGCUAGAAGGAUAGGAGUAUUUGGUGUGCCAGCAAUAGGGUGUGUGCCCUCACAGAGAACAAUGCAUGGAGGCAUUCAUAGAACAUGUUCAGAUUCUGAAAACCAAGCAGCAAUCCUCUUCAACACCAAGCUCAAAUCUCAAAUGGAUGCCCUUCAAAACAAGUUUCCAGAGACUACGCUUAUCUACCUCGAUAUUUACAAUCCAUUACUCUAUCUUAUUCAAAAUGGUGCUAAAUAUGGAUUUGAAGUAACAGACAAAGGAUGCUGUGGCACAGGAGAUAUAGAAGUAAGCAAAAUGUGCAACCGUUACAGCCUAAAGACAUGUUCUGACUCCUCAAGCUACAUAUUCUGGGAUAGUUACCAUCCUACGGAAGAGGCCUAUCAUGCGAUUUGUUCUAUAGUACUUGACAACAAAGUCAAGGACUUCUUCUGAUAGCAAUUUCAGUCUCAUGAAUUUUCUACUUCUAAA